CGUUGACGGCUGAUAGCGAUGGGGCCAUAAUAAAACCGAGGUGGAGACAUCUCUCCAACUAGCCAUAAGAAAGUGCAAGAAGAUGUCAUGAUAAAAAAGUUCACUUCUGGAGCCAACUGCAUAAAAUCAAGUGUGGCAGUUGCGCACCCGCAGAGUACCAGCAUCGAAAGAUUGAGCACGGCGACCAAGUACAAGUGAAAAAUGGCAAUUUUUAUAAUCUUACUGCAAUUCCUACUCUACAGCAACGCAGAAAAAGAUAUGUUUGUCUAUCCGACUAUUUUGCAAGAAAGAACGAGCGAAACAAACUUGGUUGUUCGGCUCAAUGACAAGUUCACAUUACAUCUUGAAAGAAGCUCUGUACUGGCGGACAAGCUGCUCUUUGUUACAACCAGUGAAGAAGUAAACCAUUUAGAGGAAGUAGAAACGUCUGCUAUCCAAGAAACUUUGUACCACGACACACACUACCAGUCCUCUGUUCGGGUUCACCAAAGAGACGACACAGUGAAAGUCGAGGGCAUUAUAAACCACAAACUGAGGAUCAAACCUGUACCAGAAGGAGAGCGUUCCUUCCAAGGCCAAAUUCUGCAUAAGAUAUAUGAAGUGAAGGAGACAGAGGAAAGGUUCAUCAAUAUGGAGAUGAAGGGUCCGAGCUCCAACAGUAGCUUGAAACAAAACACUAUCAGCAGCCGGACAUCCAAUGGUGAUGUAUUUCAAGUAGAGCUUCACAUCAUAAGCGACAGGAAGCACCAAGGUUACUUUGACAAAAAUGAAGAUUUAAUUGGUUAUAUGGCGGUCUUCAUGAAUGCGGUGAACUUGCGGUACCUCGACAUGGCGCAACCUAAGGUACGAUUUCUGCUCGUCGGCCUAACAAGGAGAAAGGAAGAACCUUUCUCUAAAGACAAUGGAGGUACUACCGACACGACCGAAACGUUAAGUAAGUUGGAAAAAUAUGAACAAGAAGGAAGGGUACCAAGCAAGCAUGACGCCUUGUUUCUUGUGACCGGCCUAGACCUGGUUAAAGAGACCAAUGGAAAAUUGGAGAAAAACGUAGCAGGACGAGCAUUUAUGGGUACUGUCUGCAGUACCUAUGGAGUGGGUGUGGGCGAGGAUACCGCCACCACUUACCUUGGGGUGGCUGUAGCGGCCCACGAGCUAGCACACAUAUUGGGUUCAGAUCACGACACGACUCCGAGAUGCCCGUGGAAGGAGGGAUAUCUGAUGAGUUAUGUCGAUGGAGGAACGAGGAAAUACCGACUCUCUCCGUGCAGUGAGGACAGUAUACGAAAUACUUAUGGGAGACUUUCGGAGGAGUGUAAAAAGGUCCUGUCCAAGACGAAUUACAUGUCUCAGCACAAGGAAUACCCUGGCGAAACAGUCCGCGAGAAAUAUUUCUGCAGAAAGAGGGUUGAGAGUGUAGUAAAGGGAUUGCAAGUGAAAGUCUUCCCACUGAAGACGCCAGCGGACGCCAAGAACUGCAAAAUGCAAUGCUGCUAUUGGCAAGGCAAUACGAGAACUUGCCGGUCAACUAAAAUGCUGGAACGGAUGGCUUGUAGCAAACAUGGAAAGACGUGCAAGAGAGGAGUUUGUGCGGAGCACGAGUGGUGAAAUUUACAAUCUAACUUCUACAUGGAUUACUGGUGCCAGUUCCCAAGGAGGGCGGUCAUAACACUGGUUGCGUGCAGAAUAAA
Molecule: messenger RNA, 1688 nt
Organism: Dermacentor andersoni
Lineage: Eukaryota; Metazoa; Arthropoda; Arachnida; Ixodida; Ixodidae
Product: venom metalloproteinase antarease TserMP_A-like
Biological process (GO): membrane protein ectodomain proteolysis
Molecular function (GO): metalloendopeptidase activity
Source: RefSeq, a predicted model, not a curated record